CCCGGGUUGCGGAAGUGGUAGCCGCUGACCGAGCCUGCUUCUCUCUCGCUACUGCUUCGGCUCCCCGGCUCCCCCCCAGACGGAGAGGGUGGCCCGGCCGUGGAUGGUCAGAUAGCUUCUACCUCCCGCCGCCCAUCCCUGGCCCCAACCGGCACGGAGCAGACGGCGGCAGCAGCAGCAGCAGGCGAGGAGGAAGAUGGCGGGACGGCUGCCGGCCUGUGUGGUGGACUGUGGCACGGGGUAUACAAAAUUAGGAUAUGCUGGAAAUACAGAACCACAGUUUAUCAUCCCUUCCUGUAUUGCUAUUAAGGAGUCAGCAAAAGUGGGAGAUCAAGCUCAAAGGAGGGUGAUGAAAGGUGUUGAUGACCUAGACUUCUUCAUUGGUGAUGAAGCAAUAGAAAAACCUACAUAUGCAACAAAGUGGCCAAUCCGCCAUGGUAUAGUUGAAGAUUGGGACUUGAUGGAAAGGUUUAUGGAGCAAGUGAUCUUUAAAUAUUUAAGGGCAGAACCUGAAGAUCAUUAUUUUCUUUUGACUGAACCUCCACUGAAUACUCCAGAAAACAGGGAAUAUACUGCUGAAAUAAUGUUUGAGUCCUUCAAUGUUCCUGGCUUGUACAUUGCUGUACAGGCCGUUCUUGCCUUAGCUGCAUCUUGGACCUCCAGACAAGUAGGAGAACGGACGUUGACCGGUACGGUAAUAGACAGUGGAGACGGUGUCACUCAUGUCAUCCCUGUGGCUGAAGGGUAUGUGAUUGGCAGCUGUAUUAAGCACAUUCCAAUCGCAGGACGAGAUAUAACAUAUUUUAUUCAGCAAUUGUUGAGAGACCGAGAAGUAGGAAUUCCUCCAGAGCAAUCCUUGGAAACUGCUAAGGCAGUGAAGGAGCGCUAUAGUUAUGUCUGCCCAGACUUAGUAAAAGAAUUUAACAAGUAUGAUACAGAUGGAUCAAAGUGGAUUAAACAGUAUACUGGAAUCAAUGCUAUUUCAAAGAAAGAGUUUUCCAUUGAUGUUGGAUAUGAGAGAUUCUUGGGACCUGAAAUCUUUUUUCAUCCAGAGUUUGCUAACCCAGACUUUACCCAGCCUAUCUCGGAAGUUGUAGAUGAAGUAAUUCAGAAUUGUCCUAUUGAUGUCAGACGUCCUCUCUACAAGAAUAUUGUCCUCUCUGGAGGUUCAACCAUGUUCAGGGACUUUGGACGUCGUUUGCAAAGAGAUUUGAAAAGAACUGUAGAUGCCAGGCUGAAAUUAAGUGAGGAAUUGAGUGGUGGUAGAUUGAAGCCAAAACCUAUUGAUGUACAAGUCAUUACACAUCACAUGCAACGAUAUGCAGUUUGGUUUGGAGGAUCUAUGCUGGCUUCCACACCUGAGUUCUACCAAGUAUGCCACACCAAAAAGGAUUAUGAAGAAAUUGGACCUAGCAUUUGUCGUCACAAUCCAGUGUUUGGAGUCAUGUCGUAAAAUUGGCUUCAUAGUUAUUGGGGUUAGGGAGGUGGGGAAGAAAUAGUCUUUCUGAUUACCUGUUUUGUCUGGAUGGCUGGUUUUAAACCUGACUUGAAAUAAUAAGACCAAACAUUAAUUAUACAGGAAUAUUUUAAUAAGUAUAUCAACAUGCGAAUGUAGAGGAGAGCCAAAAUGAUUGUGUUUUUCUUUAGAUUGAAUAUUUGAAUCUUACGUGUAUCAAAAAGAAGUGGGUUUUAGUUCUUUCUGUGCCUUGGUAUUUUGUAUAUUAUUGAAUUAUCCAAGAUUUGAUGGGAUUUAUCAGUAUGUAGAUAGCUCUAUAAUGCUUGAAUUGUACACUUUGAAGUGUGCAAUGCAAGAGCUUGUUUAUAUUUCAUACUUUUUAUACUUUGAGGAAAAAAAGUCAAAGAAAAACUAGUAUUUGAGGGUAAAAAAAAAAGUGACCAAGUAAAGGAUAAAUACAAAAAAUAGCCUGUGAGACUUGGCGUACACACACACUCAUGGGAUUCCAGUUAUUAUGAAGUGCUUCCACCCUCCUGUGCCCCCCAGUGGUUUUCUUUGCAAGUGCUUUUGGAACUAAGAAGCUAGUGUCUUGGAUUAACUGAUGCCUGCUAGUGCUUUCUGAUUACUCGCAUUCUGUUUUCUCGCUUUAAA
This is a messenger RNA of Capra hircus (goat), 2107 nucleotides long. RefSeq names its product actin-related protein 3. The transcript has a single exon. Gene Ontology annotation, biological process: Arp2/3 complex-mediated actin nucleation. The record is from RefSeq and is a predicted model, not a curated record. Gene Ontology annotation, cellular component: Arp2/3 protein complex; actin cortical patch. Bases 197 to 1453 code for a protein of 418 amino acids. NCBI's taxonomy places the organism in Eukaryota, Metazoa, Chordata, Mammalia, Artiodactyla, Bovidae. Gene Ontology annotation, molecular function: actin filament binding.